AUGGCGGACCAUAUCAAGUCGGAAGAUGCCAUAUUCGGUGCUGGACCUAACGAGAAGAAGACAACCUACGAUGUCCACUCUACCUCUGGAAGCAGCGAUGUCGAGAAGCAGGAUGACUCGAUCCGCGCAGGGACCACAGUACAGCUCAAGCGCAAGCUACAGUCACGGCAUCUUCAGAUGAUAGCGAUCGGAGGAACCAUUGGUACAGGACUCUUCAUCGGAUCAGGUUCGGCACUCGCAACAGCAGGACCUGCUGGAGCACUCAUCGCAUAUGCCUUCAUUGGAACUUUAGUCUACUCGGUCAUGGUGGCGCUUGGAGAGAUGGCCACCUAUAUCCCGAUAUCCGGUGCCUUCACAGUCUACGCAGCAAGAUUCGUUGACCCGGCGCUAGGAUUCGCUAUGGGAUGGAUCUACUGGUUUUCCUGGGCAAUCACAUACGCACUCGAGUUGACGGCAUGUGGUCUUAUCAUCCAGUACUGGGCACCAGAACUCAAUGUCGGCAUCUUCAUUGGCGUAUUCUGGCUAGUCAUAACUGCCAUCAACUUCCUGCCAGUGUCAUUUUACGGAGAGGUCGAGUUCUGGUUCGCAUCGAUUAAGGUCCUCACAGUCAUUGGCUUCCUCAUCUUCGCCAUCUGUAUCGACGCUGGUGCAGGACAGCAAGGCUACCUCGGCUUCAAGUACUGGCAUCACCCAGGUGCUUUUACACCAUACAAUGCAGUCUGGACGGAUCAAGCACUCGCCAAGUUCGUUAGCUUCUGGUCUGUGCUUAUUCAGGCUGGGUUCUCGUACCAGGGUACAGAGCUUGUCGGUAUUGCUGCUGGUGAGACUGCCAACCCACGCAAGACUGUGCCCGCGGCUAUCAAGAAGACCUUCUACAGAAUUCUGUUCUUCUUCGUCUUCACCGUUAUCUUCAUCGGCCUUUUGGUGCCCUCCGACAACGAGCAGCUUCUUUCUGGCAACACCGAUGCAUCAGCCUCACCUAUGGUCAUCGCGGCUAAGCUCGCUGGCGUUAAAGUGCUACCAGGACUCAUCAACGCCGUCCUCCUCUGCGUCGUCCUCAGCGCAGCAAACGCAAACGUCUACAGCGGGUCCCGCAUUCUCGUUGGUCUCGCCGAGGAGCGCUCAGCACCAAGUUGGUUCAAGCUCACUACCAAUGGCGGCGUACCUUAUGUCGGCGUAGCUUUCACCGCCGCAUUCGGUCUCCUCGGCUUCCUCAACGAGUCAACAGACGGUGGCAAAGUAUUCGACUGGCUGCUCAAUAUCACCUCGAUCGCCGGCUUCAUCAGCUGGACCUGUAUCAACAUUUGCCACAUCGCCUUCAUGCGGGCCCUCAAAGCACGAGGCCAAUCACGAGAUACACUACCAUACAAAGCAUUCUGGCAACCGUGGUUCAGCUGGUACGGCCUAUUCUUCAACGUCCUCAUCAUCGUCACGAAUGGUUUCACUGCGUUCAUCCCGUGGAAUACAUCCGACUUCUUCGUGGCGUAUAUCAGCGUUAUCAUAUUCUUCGUGAUGUACUUUGGGUACAAGCUGGUGUACAGGACGAAGUUUGUCAAGCCGAUCGAUGCUGACUUGGACACGGGGAGGAAGGAGAUCGAGGAGAUGUAUUUUGAGCAGGUGGUGCCUACGACGCUUUGGGGGAAGUUUUGGGUUUGGAUGGGAUAG
This is a messenger RNA of Fulvia fulva, 1665 nucleotides long. RefSeq names its product Arginine permease CAN1. The record is from RefSeq and is a predicted model, not a curated record. Gene Ontology annotation, molecular function: amino acid transmembrane transporter activity. The transcript has a single exon. Gene Ontology annotation, cellular component: membrane. NCBI's taxonomy places the organism in Eukaryota, Fungi, Ascomycota, Dothideomycetes, Mycosphaerellales, Mycosphaerellaceae. The coding region runs from base 1 to 1665 and encodes 554 amino acids. Gene Ontology annotation, biological process: amino acid transmembrane transport.